AUGGAGGCCGGGCAUGAUGGAGGGCGACCCCAUUAUCCAGGAGAUGAGGUCAUUCGUAUCCGAGGCCAGACCCGCCACGGAUCUCCCCGCCGCCGCGGUGAUGUCCACCCUCGAGUGCCAACGUUUAAGUACAGAAAGUGGCACUACCAGAGUACAGAAAGUGGCACUAUCAGAGUACAGAAAGUGGCACUAUCAGAGUACAGAAAGUGGCACUACCAGAGUAUAGAAAGUGGCACUACCAGAGUACAGAAAGUGGCACUAUUAGAGUACAGAAAGUGGCACUACCAGAGUAUAGAAAGUGGCACUACCAGAGACCCCAGAGGAAAAUACCCCAAACCCCAGGACCCCAGAGGAAAAUACCCCAAACCCCACGACCCGAGGAAAAUACCCCAAACCCCAGGACCCCAGAGGAAAAUACCCCAAACCCCAGGAACCCAGAGGAAAAUACCCCAAACCCCACGACCCGAGGAAAAUACCCCAAACCCCAGGACCCCAGAGGAAAAUACCCCAAACCCCAGGACCCGAGGAAAAUACCCCAAACCCCAGGACCCCAGAGGAAAAUACCCCAAACCCCAGGAUCCCAGGGAAAAUACCCCCAAACCCCAGGACCCCAGAGGAAAAUACCCCAAACCCCAGGACCCCAGAGGAAAAUACCCCAAACCCCAGGACCCCCCAAACCCCACGACCGAGGAAAAUACCCCAAACCCCAGGACCCCAGAGGAAAAUACCCAAACCCCAGGAACCCAGAGGAAAAUACCCCAAACCCCCGAGGAAAAUACCCCAAAUCCCAGGACCCCAGAGGAAAAUACCCAAACCCCAGGACCCGAGGAAAAUACCCCAAACCCCAGGACCCCAGAGGAAAAUACCCCAAACCCCAGGACCCCAGAGGAAAAUACCCCAAACCCCCCCAAUACCCCAAACCCCAGGACCCCAGAGGAAAAUACCCCAAACCCCAGGAACCCAGAGGAAAAUACCCCAAACCCCACGACCCGAGGAAAAUACCCCAAACCCCAGGACCCCAGAGGAAAAUACCCCAAACCCCAGGACCCCAGAGGAAAAUACCCCAAACCCCAGGACCCUAGAGGAAGUAAACACGGGAAUAAUACACCAAUAAUUCGAGUCUUUCACCUGUCCAUGUUUUAG
This is a messenger RNA of Homarus americanus (American lobster), 1143 nucleotides long. RefSeq names its product extensin-like. The transcript has 3 exons. The record is from RefSeq and is a predicted model, not a curated record. The coding region runs from base 1 to 1143 and encodes 380 amino acids. NCBI's taxonomy places the organism in Eukaryota, Metazoa, Arthropoda, Malacostraca, Decapoda, Nephropidae.